CGCGGCCAUGGCGGAGAAGCGGCGCCCUAGAGCGAGCGCGCGGGACUCGCAGCGGGAGCUGCUCGCGCAGCUGGGGGCCGAGGCGCUGCUGCGGGGGGCGCUGCUCCGGCUGCUCGAGCUCCGGCCCGAGGACCCGCUCGGCUUCCUGGCGCAGCACUUCGCCAACGAGGCGGCGGAGGCGGAGAGCGCGGCGGCGCGCGGCGGGGGCGAGCGGGGCGAGCGGGGCGAGCAGCGCGAGCAGCACGAGCAGCACGAGCAGCGGCUGGAGCGCGCGCUCUGGCACCUCCGCCUCGCCCAUCACUCGCAGAGAUCGGCCUUCAACAACAACGUGCGUCUCGCCUACGAGCUCCUGACGCCCCCCGGGCAGCGUCCCGCCGGAGGGGUUCGAGGUCGGCUCUACACGGAGCUCCUGGGGUCCCUGUGCUCCGAGGCGGGGGCGCGCGCGUCCACGACGGCGCCCCUCCUGCGGCGCGUGCGGUGCCAGGAGCACGAGGCCGUGCCCUUCGAGCUCUUCCGCCAGGGUGUGCUCACCUGCGCCGUCUUCUCCGACUACGUGAGGCGGUCGCGCUCCCUCUACUCGGCCGUGCGCGGCGGCUCCGGGGCGCCUGCCCAGAGGGCGCUGUGCCAGGCCGUGCUGGAGGCGCUGCGCGACGCCCUCGACACGCCGCGGUGCGCCGACUCGGCUCGCUACCUCGAGGCCAGCGCCAAGAUCGCGCCCUGCACGCUGGCGCAGGCGAUGGCGUCGGCGCGCGACCCUGACGAAGGCCGGGCGGGACCCACCAUGGACCCGAGGGAGUUCGAGGAGGCGGCGGCCGCUCUCUUCAUCGCCCGCGUUCAAACCGUGUCCUGAAACACCGCGCAGCAGGGACACGUUAGAGCGGCGCGUGCGGGUCGCCUCCGAGCGUCGAAAUGCACCAGAACGGAACCCGAGCUGCGCCGCUUCUGCGACGGGAAGGAAAGUGCAAAUGUGUCACCUGUGUGAGAACAUGUUCGUGUGACUGCAGUCGCCUUCUCUCUCCUUGUGCUUCAUUGUUUCAUGUGUUUGUGUUUCCGCGUCAAAGACCAGACAGCCAGCAUGACAGUUUCUUCUGUGUGUUUUCUAAGUGGAACCUGCACCAUUCACCGCCGCUGUACACACUCCACACACUCCUCACUCUGUUUAAGUGGCGAACCCGCCAUUGUGGUAGCUUUUUCCAUUCUCUGUCCUGCUCACCCCUACCGCUGCGGCGUCCUGCCUCAUUCCUGGAGGGAACGGGUGAAUAAUUCAGGAGCCGGUUGGAGCUCUGCGUGUUUUGGUCGCCUGUCAUUUGUGCCAUGGAAACCUGUGGUGUUACCUUGCCGUGUUGGCAGCAGGACAGGGUGCCGCAGAAGUGUCCACCGUGUAAAUGAUGAACCUUUUUCAUGCAGUGCCCCAAUACCGUGCGGGGACGGGACCCGGUUCCUGUGUGCCUGCGGCUGCCGGGGGGCCACGAUGAGGUUCCAGAUUAGUAGCUGGAUGCGUGUGCGCUCACAUGGGUGUGUUGUAACAGGAGAAUGUGGGCUACGCUGUAUGCUUGUGGGGUGUGGGAACAAAGCGAUUCCUCCAGGCCCAGGGCUGCGAGGACAGGAAUCCCGCUCUAGGAAAUAUGCCUGUUGUCCACAAAUUCCAGGUGCAGUCAGUGGAUGACUGAGACUCGCCUCCUGCCUCCUCAGAUCGUUCAAUAAUCAAUAUCGCAAGACGUU
This is a messenger RNA of Scleropages formosus (Asian bonytongue), 1722 nucleotides long. It is a transcript of the gene tpgs1, whose product is annotated as tubulin polyglutamylase complex subunit 1. Gene Ontology annotation, molecular function: microtubule binding. Bases 8 to 850 code for a protein of 280 amino acids. Gene Ontology annotation, biological process: protein polyglutamylation. The record is from RefSeq and is a predicted model, not a curated record. The transcript is spliced from 2 exons. Lineage: Eukaryota; Metazoa; Chordata; Actinopteri; Osteoglossiformes; Osteoglossidae.